Coregonus clupeaformis (lake whitefish) is the source of this 2020-nucleotide messenger RNA. Its product is annotated as protein flightless-1 homolog. The coding region runs from base 113 to 442 and encodes 109 amino acids. NCBI's taxonomy places the organism in Eukaryota, Metazoa, Chordata, Actinopteri, Salmoniformes, Salmonidae. Gene Ontology annotation, biological process: myofibril assembly; actin filament severing; barbed-end actin filament capping. Gene Ontology annotation, molecular function: actin filament binding; phosphatidylinositol-4,5-bisphosphate binding. Gene Ontology annotation, cellular component: actin cytoskeleton; nucleus; cytoplasm. The transcript is spliced from 3 exons. The record is from RefSeq and is a predicted model, not a curated record.
UGCAUUGACCGGAGCUCCUGUCUCCUAGGUGAUCAACGAGGGGGAGGAGCCAGAGAACUUCUUCUGGGUGGGGAUAGGCUGUCAGAAGGCGUAUGACGAGGAUGCUGACUAUAUGAAGUACGCCAGACUGUUCCGCUGCUCCAAUGAGAAGGGCUACUUCGCCGUGUCUGAGAAAUGUUCUGACUUCUGUCAAGAUGACCUGGCUGAUGAUGACAUCAUGCUACUGGACAACGGCAAAGAGGUGUACAUGUGGGUGGGAACUCAGACCAGCCAGGUAGAAAUUAAACUCAGCCUCAAAGCCUGCCAGGUCUACAUCCAGCACAUGCGUUCCAAGGAGUCCGAGACCCCCAGGAAGCUGCGUCUGGUCAGGAAGGGAAACGAACCACACUGCUUCACACGAUGCUUCCACGGCUGGGGCGCCUUCAAGACGCCGCUGGCAUAGAGACGCCACUCUACACACGCACAGCUUUGUCCUGUUAGACCGUGGACACGUUGUCUUCUACUUGAAAGAGACACCUUUUAUCAGUACACUUGCUUUACCUGACGGUUAACCCUUCACGUUCCCCCUCUCCUCUCCCCCCCAACGUGUCUGUGUGGGGGGAACUGUUGCUUUUCAAUGAGCUGAAUAUUACAUGAUUAUUACUGAUGAGAUUGAUUGAUUGUUUUAUAAGGGUCCUGGUGAGCCUCUCGUCUGUCUGAAAACACAUCUGGGUAUCGAUCAGAGAGACAGAUCUGUUCAUCCGUCUGUUAAGCCCCAUUUAGACCUGGUUCUAACACAUAUCUGUUGUCCUGAUAUUGUCCACGUUUGUCGAACAGCUGUAGACAAUCAAAAGCCCCCAUUUUGUGAUCUGAUUGUGAUUUGGAUCUUCCCGACCGCCUCCGGAGGUAGUGGAGGACGCGUCUUGUCCUCAAAGUGUCCAACGAAUCAGGACAGCGAAAGCGGUUGUCAACGAAAGCCUGUACACGUCACGGUUGUCAACGAAAGCCUGUACACGUCACGGUUGUCAACGAAAGCCUGUACACGUCACGGUUGUCCCGCGCUCUCAUAAUCUGACCACGCGUCUCGCUUUUAGGUUAUCAUGUUGAGGUUCGGUUAGCGAAGUAUCACUGAUUUGGUGGAAACUUAACGGUCGUUAUUCCCAGCGUGUCGCUUUUCUUUCCCCUUUGGUACUGUUUAGGACUAUGCUAAAAGGAUAUUACAAUACAAGAUUACAAUAAUAUAAAAGACAACGUACGUAAACAUCCGUGCGUAAAGAUCAACCCUGCCCAGACCUGUUCGGAGAUCCUCUCUGGCUGCGUUCACACAGGCAGCCCGAUUCUGAUCUUUUUGUUCACUAAAUUGGUCUUGGCCAAUCAGAUCAGCUCUGAAAAAAGAGAGGUGAUUGGUCAAAAGACCAGUUUAGUGGAAGAAAGAUGAGAAUCGGGCUUCCCUGUGAGUAAACGGAGGCUUUGCAGCCGACUCUGGAACUUCCUGUUUCCACUGUGUGUUUUGUCACGUCCAGAUACGCAGAUCGUUUGUCUGGUGACUUUAGUGAUGAGACGGACUCUCUGAAUAUUUCUUUGUCCGGCCGUAGCCAGGGUCGAGGUUACCAGGCGGUAAAACCUAUUAAAGCGUUGGGAGAACUAAAGUAGUCUGUAAUGAUGAGGAUAAAACUGUGCCGUUUUCUGUCCAUUUUAGACAGCUUGUGCCAUAAAGGGGAGGUGGCAGGGAAUCUGGUCACGAUGCAGACGCUGAUAAGAGACCAUCAGAUCGUCUUGAUUGGAUGACGACAAACCACGUGCUAAUGCAAGGUGUAACCGUGGGUUUAGAGAGAGAGAGAUGCUGUCAGUGUUUUCCGUCACCAGAGAGACGUUCUGUCCGAUCAUGAGAAAAAGGGUUUUUAUUUGUUGUUGUAAUGGUCGGGAUCUACGCGGCAAACGUUCUGUCACAGAGAAAGAGAGAGAUGUGUUCUAUGACGGAGAGAGGAAUCCGUGUUCUGUUAUUAUGUUUCGGUGGCCAGAUGUCACAGCCUGUCAUGUG